Cylicostephanus goldi is the source of this 375-nucleotide messenger RNA. The record is from the annotation of a GenBank genome assembly. NCBI's taxonomy places the organism in Eukaryota, Metazoa, Nematoda, Chromadorea, Rhabditida, Strongylidae.
AUGUUCCGUCGAGAUUUCUCUCAAGACUUUGAAGGUGUCAAGGACCCUCUCAUGGAGGCUAUAGCAUCCCAAGUGGAUCCACAAACUGUUAUCAACAUUAUUGAAACACAAAGGAAGAGCCUUCGUCGUUUUGAGAAGACCAAUGAAAUGCUUACAAACUGUACACAGCUGAGUGAACGACGCCUAGAAAGAGCUAGAAAAGAUGCAGCCAUCCAUAAGGAGACGAUUAUGCAGAUGAAAGCAGAUUUGGAUUUCAUUUUCAAAAAAAUUCGAUUGUUCAAGAGCAUUCUAUCAGCAACAUAUCCGCAAAUAUACAGUGAAGGUAUUAUCUCAACUACACAGUCUCCAUAUGGUUCAAUAUUAUGUUUACAGUAG